Gamsiella multidivaricata is the source of this 1392-nucleotide messenger RNA. RefSeq lists its product as uncharacterized. Lineage: Eukaryota; Fungi; Mortierellomycota; Mortierellomycetes; Mortierellales; Mortierellaceae. Gene Ontology annotation, molecular function: protein binding. The coding region runs from base 1 to 1392 and encodes 463 amino acids. The record is from RefSeq and is a predicted model, not a curated record. The transcript is spliced from 3 exons.
AUGGAGGACAUAUCCAUUUUUGCCAUCCCACAUCUCAGGGACGAGGUCACCCAGUAUCUCACCAGGUGCGACUUGGCACAGUGUUCCCUUGUCUCCAAGCAAUGGUCCUCCUGGUUCACACCAAUCCUCUGGCACACCAUCAAUCGUCGUCAUCCCCAGAUCGAAUCUUCAACUCUGAUAAAGUACCGUGACCAUAUCCGGGAACUCAUCGGCGUCGACAUUGCAUUCGCAUCCAAGGACGACCUGUGGCCUCUUCCCAACCUCCGACGGCUGGAGAUAUAUGAUGGACUCAAAGUAUACCAUACGGUCGAGCCCCAACUCAAACUACUCCGAUUGCUUCAGAUGACAGAACUGUUCAUUCUACAGACCCUCAAAAUUGGACUCUUGCUCCAUCUUGAAUCAGUCCAGAUUCAGCUGUUCGAGACGUUGUUACACCUCCCUCAACUCAAAAAACUCGACCUCGAAUCCCGCAAAUAUGCCCCUCCGAUUUAUACCCAACAACUGAUCCAGACCUGCAGCCACCUUGAUUCAUUGACCUUGAGCUUUGGAGGUUACGAUGAGGAUUCGACUGAGAGGUCAAUGGCUGGGUGCCAGACUGCUAAACGCGCUAUGGAGCUUAUGCCGGAGACUCGACUGCGAGAGCUGGAAUGUGACUUUGAGUUCUCAAAUCUGGAAAUGGCCCUCUUGCCAUCGCUCCUGACGCGCUGCCCUCUAUUGGAAAGCAAUGCUUUCGACAUCAGCUCAUCUGAACUCGAUGUGGAGAUAGUGCGGUCGCUUUCACGUAAGAGCGAUAGUAACUACACCGGCAAUGAUACUUGGGACCGGGAGAGACAAUGUGGGCUCGAAACCUUCGCUCAGUCAUUUGGUUAUUUCGGGGACCUAAUGGCACCAGCCCUCGUGGAGUAUCAUUCCGCAACGCUGACGUCUUUGAAGGUCUCAUGGCCCGGUAUCUGCUCGACUGACCUUGGAACACUACUCAGCGGCCUUCCGAGACUACGGUCGCUGCACAACAUUCUGGAGGCCAUUCGGGAGCAGCACAUCAACACCAUGACGAACCGUUGUAUGCAUUAUAUCUUUGAGCAGGUGGGAAGACUGACAGAGCUGGAGGAAUGGACACUCGGACGCAAGUUUGAGCAGCUGUACCUGUCGGGUGGCUUCUUGAUCUGGCUAUCGGGCCUAAAAAGAAUGAAAUCGUUAGUUUACAGGGCUAGGACGCAGGAUCAGCAACUGGAUGUAGAGGAAGCAAAGUGGAUGAUCGAGAACUGGCCAGCUCUGAUUCAUAUUGUACUUCGCUGCGUGAAAGGCAACAAUCUAACGAAUGAAGGUCAUCAGGCAGAGGACCAAUUCAAGGCCACGCUCAAGAAAAGACGACCAUGGAUACAUAUUGAAUAG